CGGAAUGCCAUGUCCUCCUUCUCCUGGCGAGAACUUUGAAUCCACAAAAUAAGACUUUUUCUUCUUGUUCUUUCUGGCUUUGGUUUCACAGAAAGCUGCAUCCCAGUUUAGUUUUGCAUUCACAUUUGCUUCCAUGGACGAAGCCCACAUGAAAAAAAUGAACUCUUUAUGUCUAUAUAAUUGGUCUUUCUGUGCAUUCCCUUGAUUUGGGUUCCUUACUUCCUUAGAUAGGACUGUUCUUCGCACGGUGUUUCUGGGUCCGAGAUCUGAGGAUGCGGGCUUCGAUUUCUUAGCCUGAAGAUUGGGGAAUGGUGGAGUGGCUUCAAAGAUCUGGUCUUUGGAAGUUCCUAUCCUGAUUACCAUCACUCAUAGGUCUCUGCCGUUUCAAAGCAGAACAAAACAUGGCCACUGAUCUGAACGCAGAAUUAUCCAAGAAGACUCACAUUUUUGGCCUCAAGGUCUGGGAAGUGAUUGGGGUUGCUGUAGCAUUAUUUAUCAUAGUCAUUCUUGCCGUGUUGUCCUUCUGUUUAACUUCGAGGAAGAAAUCAAGAGUUACCAGAAACAGGCUUCCUCUUAGCCAAAUCCCUACUGUUUCAAAGGAAAUCAAGGAAGUCCGGGUAGAGCAAGUGCCAACAAAUGAGUUUGUUCCUCAGGAUGGGAUUCUUCUCACAAUUCAUGACAAGUCUAGUGAUAAGGAUUCUGAUAAGGUGAUGGUUCAUCUGGGUAUGGGCAAAUUGAAGAAUGGGGAUAAUAGCAGUCAAUCAGGUUCAUUUCAUCACUUAGAAAAAGAUGGUGGAUCUCAGUCAGGUGAAGAAGGAAGUUCGGGCAAAAUAACUGUGUACAAGCCUUCUUCUUCAUAUCCAAUAACUGCUCCUUCUCCUCUUUCUGGACUGCCUGAGUUCUCUCACCUAGGUUGGGGUCACUGGUUUACAAUGAGGGAUCUUGAACUCGCAACAAACCGGUUUUCUAAGGAAAAUGUACUUGGUGAGGGUGGAUAUGGAGUCGUUUAUCGGGGACAUCUGAUCAAUGGAACUCCAGUGGCAGUUAAGAAGAUCCUUAAUAACCUGGGCCAAGCAGAGAAAGAGUUUAGAGUGGAAGUUGAAGCUAUUGGGCAUGUGCGCCACAAGAAUUUGGUUCGUCUUCUGGGAUACUGCAUUGAAGGAACACAUAGGAUGUUGGUUUAUGAGUAUGUCAACAAUGGAAAUUUAGAACAAUGGCUUCAUGGUGCUAUGCGUCAGCAUGGUUAUCUUACUUGGGAGGCCCGCAUGAAGGUUCUUCUUGGCAUGGCUAAGGCUCUUGCUUACUUGCAUGAGGCAAUCGAGCCAAAAGUGGUCCAUCGAGAUAUUAAGUCAAGCAAUAUAUUAAUUGAUGAUGAAUUCAAUGCAAAGGUUUCUGACUUUGGCCUGGCCAAGUUGUUGGGUGCUGGAAUGAGCCAUGUCACAACUCGAGUUAUGGGAACAUUUGGAUAUGUGGCUCCUGAAUAUGCUAAUACCGGUCUUCUGAAUGAAAAGAGUGAUGUUUAUAGCUUUGGGGUUGUUCUUUUGGAAACCAUUACUGGAAGAGAUCCUGUGGACUAUGGCCGUUCUUCUCAUGAGGUAAACCUUGUUGAUUGGCUGAAAAUGAUGGUUGGUAACAGGCGAUCUGAAGAAGUGGUUGACCCAAAUAUUGAGGUAAGGCCACCAACUAGAGCUCUAAAGCGGGCCCUUUUGACUGCUCUGAGGUGUGUUGAUCCUGAUUCUGAAAAAAGACCUAAGAUGGGUCAAGUUGUUCGUAUGCUUGAGUCGGAGGAAUAUCCUAUACCAAGAGAGGAUCGCCGGCAUCGAAGAACACAUGGAGGUAGCACAGAGAUUGAAUCACAGAAGGAAAAUUCCGACACUGAUAAGAGUGAUUAUCCAGGGUCUAGAUCAGAGAGAAGACGAACAUAACAAACAGGCGAUUCAUUUGGAUGUUCUAAAGAAUUUAUGAGUUGAUUGUCCAUUUUCAGAUGGGAAGGGGUUAAUUCUUAACGGUUCUUUUUUAAAAAAAAAAACCUGAAAUACUCUUGGGUUCACUUCUGAGCAAGUCUGUCAAUAUGUAGGUGUGUUGGAUCUUUUGGGGAAGGUAUUCAUUGCUAUUGUUUCUUUUGUUUUUAUUAUUCUUGCGUUUGGUUUCUAGAUGGAGAGAUGAUUGUUUAAAAAACUGAUACUUCUGAGGAACCCAAGUCAUUUGGGAGGUGUGCAUAGAAUUGAGUAGCUCUUUAAGGAUGUUUUGAUGAAGUACUUUUUCUGUUUAAAAGAAAAUUUGGUGUCAUGUUAAAUUGACAUUUGGUUUACUGUA
Molecule: messenger RNA, 2316 nt
Organism: Tripterygium wilfordii
Lineage: Eukaryota; Viridiplantae; Streptophyta; Magnoliopsida; Celastrales; Celastraceae
Product: probable receptor-like protein kinase At5g18500
Exons: 8
Coding region: 402-1925 (507 amino acids)
Biological process (GO): protein phosphorylation
Molecular function (GO): protein kinase activity; ATP binding
Source: RefSeq, a predicted model, not a curated record